Amblyraja radiata (thorny skate) is the source of this 2094-nucleotide messenger RNA. RefSeq names its product regulator of MON1-CCZ1 (gene rmc1). The record is from RefSeq and is a predicted model, not a curated record. NCBI's taxonomy places the organism in Eukaryota, Metazoa, Chordata, Chondrichthyes, Rajiformes, Rajidae. Gene Ontology annotation, cellular component: lysosomal membrane; late endosome membrane; Mon1-Ccz1 complex. Gene Ontology annotation, biological process: regulation of autophagy. The transcript has 20 exons. The coding region runs from base 50 to 2023 and encodes 657 amino acids.
GGUGCCGGCCGUAGCGCCUGCGUAGUGGGUGUGAAGCCGGCGGUCGGAGAUGGCGCACGGACAUCACCUCGCGCUGUGCCGCAGCCCCGUCACCUUCGAGAAGGUGUCCGCCCUCAACAGCGUCUUCUUCGAUGAGACCAACAAACAGGUGUUUGCUGUUCGCUCCGGGGGUGCAACAGGUGUGGUGGCCAAAGGUCUGGAUGACAAGGCCUCCAUCUCUUUCAGAAUGGAAGACAAAGGAGAAGUGAAAUGCAUCAAAUUUUCAUUUGGGAACAAGAUUUUAGCCGUGCAGCGAACACCAAAGGCCGUGGAUUUUAUCAACUUCAUUCCUGAUCUGCCUCAAACAGAAUACUCACAAGAAUGCAAGACCAAAAAUGCCAACAUGCUGGGCUUCUGUUGGACUAGUACGAGUGAAAUAGUGUUUAUCACUGACCAAGGAAUUGAACUUUAUCAGGUACUCCCUGACAAACGUGCUUUAAAACAACUCAAGACACACAGCAUCAAUGUCAACUGGUACAUGUACUGUCCCGAGACGGCAGUGCUCCUCCUGUCCACCACCGUGCAGGGUAAUGUCUUACAGCCCUUUACAUUCAGGAGCGGAACAAUGACAAAAAUGCCAAAGUUUGAAAUCGAAUUGCCCACCAGUCCCAAGUCUGGAAACCCCAUUCUCUCUGACAGAGAUAUAAUUAUGGCCAUCGUGUAUGGCCAACUGUACGUCCUCUACUUGAAACAUCAGCCAAGGGCUCCCAACAACCCUGGAGCAGAAGUCAUCUUGUAUUAUUUACCCAAAGAAGGACAGUGUAAGAAAAUGCAUAUAUUGAAACUAAACACCAUCGGAAAAUUUGCGUUGAAUGUGGUUGAUAACUUAGUGGUGGUGCAUCAUCAGAGUUCUCAGACCUCCAUGAUAUUCGAUAUCAAACUGCGAGCAGAAUUUGAUGGUGCGGUCACGAUUCAUCAGCAAGUCCUGUUACCUCUGUCCAUUCAACCCUGUAAGAUCCCCCGAGCAGGUCCGGCAGCUGUGACAACUCAAAGCCCCAUUCCGUGUGAACUUUAUUCUUCAUCCUGGAGUGUGUUUCAGCCUGAUAUUAUAAUUAAUGCGAGCGAAGGUUACUUGUGGUGCCUCCAGAUAACGCUGCAGCCGAUAGUCCACAUGCUUCAUGACCGGGGACGGUUGAUGGACUUCUUACUGCAGAGGAAGGACUGCAAAAUGGUCAUCUUGUCUGUGUGCUCCGACAUGCUGGGUGCAACAGAACGGGCGAGUCUGCCCGUCAUUGCCACCGUGUUUGAUAAACUUAAUCAAGUCUACAAGGAAUACCUGGAAGCUGACCAGAACUAUAUCUUGGCCAUGGAGUCGGGAGCAAGCCGUGGCAGUUCAACACAGAAGAGGCCGGUGCGUACACAGGCUGUCAUAGACCAGUCAGAUAUGUACACGCAUGUCCUGUCUGUGUUCACUGAGAAAAAGCAGGAUCUCCCACACAAGUUUAUCAGUGCCGUUCUGAUGGAAUACAUCCGCUCUCUCAAUCAGUUCCAGAUCACAGUCCAGCAUUACCUGUAUGAGUUGGUCAUCAAAACCCUUGUCCAGCACAGCAUGUUCUACAUGCUGCACCAAUUCCUCCAGUAUCAUGUACUCAGUGACUCCAAACCACUGGCCUGCCUGCUGCUGUCACUGGAGAGUACCUAUCCACCCGCUCAUCAGUUGUCUCUGGACAUGCUGAAGCGGCUGUCUACAGCCAAUGACGAGAUCGUGGAAGUGUUGCUGUCCAAGCACCAGGUCCUGGGGGCUCUCCGCUUCAUCCGCAGCGUCGGUAGCCAUGACAACAUCUCCGCCCGCAAGUUCUUGGAUGCGGCGAAGCAGACGGGAGACACGCUGCUCUUCUACACUACCUUCCGCUUCUUUGAGCAGAGGAAUCAAAGGCUACGAGGAAGCUCACACUUCACCCCAGGAGAGCACUGUGAAGAACACGUCGUCCACUUUAAAAGUCUUUUUGGAGAAGAAGCACUUUUGACAGCACUGGCUGUGUGAACUUGGGACCAGGCAAUGAACUUGUGAAUGUUUGACUUUAUUAAAUAAAAAGACCAUAAAAAUUAGCUAUA